Messenger RNA from Papilio machaon (common yellow swallowtail), 1858 nucleotides. It is a transcript of the gene Sply, whose product is annotated as sphingosine-1-phosphate lyase. Gene Ontology annotation, molecular function: pyridoxal phosphate binding; sphinganine-1-phosphate aldolase activity. The record is from RefSeq and is a predicted model, not a curated record. Gene Ontology annotation, biological process: sphingolipid catabolic process; carboxylic acid metabolic process. Gene Ontology annotation, cellular component: endoplasmic reticulum. The transcript has 11 exons. Bases 202 to 1827 code for a protein of 541 amino acids. Lineage: Eukaryota; Metazoa; Arthropoda; Insecta; Lepidoptera; Papilionidae.
UUAUUGACUCAGAUGGUUUACAUGUUGACCUUUGUUUAAUUACUUUGUACUAUCUUCUUACGACAUACAAUACACUCGUUGUAAGCGUUAACUCCUCUUAUCUGCUAAUCAUGAUGAUGAUAUGAAUUAUAGUGAUUUGAGUUUACACAAAAAUUGUUGAUAUUCUUUACUAUCCUAGUAUUUACAAGGAAUUCGGUAACCAUGAGUGAGCGUCCGCAGCCAUUGAAGGCUAUCAACCGUUUCUUCGAGGGUAAGGAGCCAUGGCAGGUGGCCACUAUGACAGCCACAUCAGUUCUUGCAGUAGUUUGGGCACACAGUCUCUACAAUGGCAGAGAGAGUGUUGCAACAAGAUUGAGGAAAGAGUUCUUCCGUUGGUUACGUCAAGUGCCUAUGGUGAGACGUAAAAUUGAAGAAAAGAUGGCGGAAAUUAAACGCGACUUUCAGAAGGACAUCACCAAGCGAUUGGCCGGAGUGACCAUCAGACGUGAACUACCAAGUACUGGUCUCUCAGCUGAACAGAUCGCUGAGGAGAUUAAGGAUCAUGUUGCACUGGGUACAUACGAUUGGCGUGGCGGGAGCGUAUCUGGUGCUGUGUACCAUCUCAGCGAAGAGAUAGCCAAGGUUGCUUGUGACGCGUACGCUCUCACCGCGUACACGAACCCUUUGCAUGCCGACGUCUUUCCCGGAAUUAACAAGAUGGAGGCAGAAGUCGUCCGUAUGGCGGUCAACCUUUUCCAUGGCGAUGAUGAAUGCUGUGGGACCGUGACAACAGGUGGUACGGAGUCAAUUAUAAUGGCUUGUAAGGCGUUCCGUGACUUAGCCGUCAGUAAGGGCAUCAGCAACCCUCAGAUAGUGGUACCUUCUACUGUACAUUCAGCGUUUGAUAAGGCCGCACAGUAUCUCAAUUUGUCGGUGGUCACAGUGCCAGUAUCUCCCGAAACAUAUACAGUGGAUGUAGACGCGGUUAGAAAUGCAAUCGGUAGGAGGACUUGUUUGAUCGUAGGUUCAGCUCCUAACUACCCGUACGGUACAAUGGAUGACAUAGUGUCGUUGUCAGAGAUAGCUGUGGAGUGCGGAGUUCCGCUGCACGUUGACGCAUGUUUGGGAGGUUUCCUGGCAGCGUUUAUGCCUGACGCAGGAUAUGAUGUACCACUGUUCGACUUCAGACUGCCAGGUGUGGCUAGCAUAUCUGCUGAUACGCAUAAGUACGGGUACGCGCCGAAAGGUACGUCGGUGGUGUUGUACCGGAAGGCGGAGUACCGACAUUGUCAGUACACCGUGACUACAGAGUGGCCCGGCGGCGUGUACGGCUCACCCACUGUCAAUGGCAGCCGCGCUGGCGGACUGAUAGCUGCGUGUUGGGCCACCAUGAUGUAUGUGGGCCGCGAGCGUUACGUUCAGAUGGCUGAUGAAAUUAUCACAACAGCUAGAUAUAUCGAGGAAGAGAUACGUAAGAUCGAGGGUCUUUUCGUGUUUGGAAAACCGGUGACCAGUGUGGUAGCGUUCGGCUCCAAACAGUUCGACAUUUUCAAGUUUGCUGAACUCCUGCAUAAGAAAGGAUGGGCACUUAACGCACUGCAGUUCCCUUCAGGGGUGCACAUUUGCGUGACGCACGCGCACACGCAGGCGGGCGUGGCGCAGCGCUUUGUGACGGACGUGCGCGCUGUGGCCGCUGAAUGCAGGAACAUGGCCGGCGGUGAACCUGUGCAGGGGAAAAUGGCAAUCUACGGCGUGGCACAAGAGAUUUCUGACAGAAGUUUGGUUUCUGACAUUACGAAGCACUUCAUUGACUCAAUGUACUAUUUACCUACUUCUGAUGACAAGUAGAUUUAUAUUGAUACAAAAUUGUGCAAUUUUU